Molecule: messenger RNA, 624 nt
Organism: Selaginella moellendorffii
Lineage: Eukaryota; Viridiplantae; Streptophyta; Lycopodiopsida; Selaginellales; Selaginellaceae
Exons: 2
Coding region: 1-624 (207 amino acids)
Source: RefSeq, a predicted model, not a curated record
AUGACUAGCUAUCUCGCUGGUGGGAUGGGAACAGCAAAGGUUCUCAACCCGGAAUUCCUAGCAGGUCCAGAUCUGGUGAUCCCAGUGAAGACGGAAGACAACAAGGAGCUGAUCCUCUUUGCACAGUUCAGGCUCGUGAACUUUCUUGACAAGAAGAAGUUCAAGCAGGGCGUGUCGAUGACGAAUCCCGAGUUCAUAUUCAGGUCUCGCAAGGCAGCGAAACUAAGGGCAGAGUUCAAGGAGGAGGUUGGUAACCGCUGGUGGAAGAAUGGCAUUAUCAGGUUGAUGGUAGUGUAUCCAGCAGUCUUCAAGAAGGAGCGUAUGCCUCCUGCUGUUGAGGUGAUUCCUGCUGCAGGCAGUGUUGGUCCCCAGCUCAAGAUCAUCAUUCAUGCUGGCAACGCAAAACAAUUGUUUUCUCAGGAUUUGGUAAACUUUCUAGACGUGUACAAGGGAUUCAAAGUUGGAGAGCCCGAGUCCUUGGCAUGUGCAGUUGAUACAGCGCUGGCAUUGGACUUGCAUCGCUCGUUCAAGGACAGGCCUAGGAGGAAAAGAGAUUUCGAUGUAGCCUUUACUGAACCGGAAGACUACUGGGGUGAUGAGGAAGGAUUGGAGUUGGAUGUUUAA